AUGAAGCAGAAAUCAGAGAGCACGUACGGCUGUGAUGAAGAGGCCAGCGCGCUUCUCGACGAGAUCGAUGAGGAGAGCGACACCGUUCGAGAGGUGCUCAGGAUCAAGAAGCUUCUUGAUGCUCGUCAUGAACACUCUGAGAAUCUUUUAUUUGAGUCGUUAAGACUGCUGCAGUUGAUGGAGCUCCCUGCGGAUACCAUCAAAGCCACAGGCAUCACCACUUCAGUGCAAUGCUUUUUGGAAGAUACCAGUGAGAGAAUCAGAAAAUUCGCCCAUCUUCUCGUCACAGGCUGGGAGUUUCUUCUGAAUAUGUAUUCGGCUAGAGAGGAGGAACUUCCGUUUGAUAUAGGUGAUCUAUUGGCAUCACAGACUUCGACGUUUGAUAUCGCAAAUUUCUUCAGCGGAAUGGUUGAUGAAUGGUCCCUUAGCAGAAGAGAACAAAUGAGAACUGGGAAGAACAUUGAAGUAUUGAAAAGAUCCAUUCUCAAGCCUCAGGGGACUUUCAUCACGAGUCACAGAAAAACUCAGUUGAGAACGGUGAAAAACUCCAUCACCAAGCCUCAGGAAACUGUGAAACCAGCAGGAAAUCCGGCUUCAACAGAACCAGCAAAGUCAGUUCUCCUAAAGAAGAGCACUGACGAACCGAGCCCCAACUUGAAGCCAAUACAAGUCUGUAAAAGGGCUUCACCAAAGAUUUUGCCUCGUGUCACUGGCAAACCUGAGGACCUGACGUAUAAGGAGAAGCUCGAGAUUUCAAAGAGGAAGCUGCGAGAAAACUAUGAGGAUGCUGAAAAUAUAAAAAAGAAGCGCAGGGUCGUGAUGAUAGACCUGAAGAGUCUACCAGUUCAGCGAAAUAGCCAAGAGAAGCAUAAGGGGAAUCGAGGGUGUCAUAUUAAUAAAUUUGCAACAAGGUUGCCGAAACGUAAUCAUGUUUCUUUGGCUUGGUAGACAGGACAAGGCGAUAAAUUCUGCAGAAGCAGAGGUCAGCAUAUGCACUCUUGGAAACAACAAGAGAAGUCGGUCUAAAUGCUCAGAAAAAGCUUAUGACAGUAGUUUCAUUGGAAAUGUCAUGUUUGUAAUUGUAAUUGUUUAUAUACCUGUCAAUAGUUUACUUUGACUUACUGGAAAUAAAGUUCAU
This is a messenger RNA of Asparagus officinalis (garden asparagus), 1138 nucleotides long. RefSeq lists its product as uncharacterized. The record is from RefSeq and is a predicted model, not a curated record. The transcript is spliced from 2 exons. Lineage: Eukaryota; Viridiplantae; Streptophyta; Magnoliopsida; Asparagales; Asparagaceae. Bases 1 to 948 code for a protein of 315 amino acids.